Messenger RNA from Danaus plexippus (monarch butterfly), 717 nucleotides. RefSeq names its product NADH dehydrogenase [ubiquinone] 1 alpha subcomplex subunit 8-like. The record is from RefSeq and is a predicted model, not a curated record. Gene Ontology annotation, biological process: mitochondrial electron transport, NADH to ubiquinone. The transcript has a single exon. NCBI's taxonomy places the organism in Eukaryota, Metazoa, Arthropoda, Insecta, Lepidoptera, Nymphalidae. The coding region runs from base 137 to 676 and encodes 179 amino acids.
AUUGAUUUUCUGUUGUCACAGGACGUGUCAAUGGAAGUGACAAAUCAUUUCGUGAUUCUUGAUAACUCAAAUAGUGAUUUUGUUUUAGUGAUUUCAUAAAGAGGACAAACAAGAGUUUUAUAGCCUUAUAGCCACGAUGGUUGUAACUAAUGAUGUGACUCUACCGGAAAUUUCAGAGUUAACGGUCCAGGAGGUGAAUCUUCCCACGUCCAUAUUGAUGGCCGCUUCACCUUACAUCGGGAAACAGUGCGAAUGUGUCAAUAACGAAUUCAUGCUUUGCCGCUACGAGUCGAACGACCCCCGCACCUGUGUGGACCUCGGCAAGAAAGUGACGAGCUGCACUCUGUCGCUGUUCCAGAACAUAAAGAAGAACUGCCUCGAAGAGUUCAUUCAAUACGCGAACUGUAUCGACAAGAGUUCGGGGGAUUUUUGCCUAUCCAAGUGUCGCAACACUCAGGGUAUAUUCGACUGUUGCAUGCAAGAAAAAUUAGAGAUGGAGAGGCCUGAUUUCGGUUAUUUCUGUCGCACGAGGGUCCACAGCAGCCCUACAGCGUCGCCCCCGGCCGAACCAUGUCCUUGCAAGCCUAAAUAUCCUGAUAAAACACCGUCUCUCCCAGACGAUGCUCCCCGGCCACCAGCUCGCUACGGCGGCCGCGCUUAUUGGUUCAUGGAGUAGAUAACAAUGAUUUUUUAUUGCAUUAAAGUAUUAUUUUAUUA